Messenger RNA from Entrophospora sp. SA101, 756 nucleotides. The record is from the annotation of a GenBank genome assembly. Lineage: Eukaryota; Fungi; Glomeromycota; Glomeromycetes; Entrophosporales; Entrophosporaceae.
AUGUAUGGCUGCUUGGGGUUUACAAAUUCGAGAUUUUAUGCAAAACCAUUGGCAGUUUUAAUCACUUCAAAGGGAAGAGAAAUCUUACAGGAUACUGUUGAUUUAGCAGAAAAAGAAUCAAUGGAGGUUAUUUAUGGUGACACGGAUUCAAUCAUGAUCAACACCAACACAUCAGAAAUGCAAAAGGCAUUAGAAGUUGGAAAAAAUUUGAAGGAAAAAGAUUUGGGAAGUGAUGCAGCGGCCUCAAAAGCUAAAUUAGUACAUGAAUUGUCACCAACAUUUAAACUCGAAUCACCAAUACAGACAUCACCAAUUUCAACCACCCAACCACAACGAAGACCAAUUGUAUUGUUAUGGGAAAAGCAUCCAGCACCUGAAGAACCUUUACCAUUUAACUUAACACCAUAUGCAAUGACAUUAAAUGAUUUACCCAGUUCAUUGAAAAUAUGGAUAGCACCUACAGAUUCAAGAUUGAGGCCUGAUCAAAGAUCAAUGGAGUUAGGUGAUUAUGAAUCUGCAAGUUUGGAAAAAAAUAGAUUAGAGGAGAAACAAAGAGAAAAAAGAAAAUUAAGAGAAGCUGGUUCUAUUCCAGAAUUUCAACCUAGGUGGUUUACUAAAGAAAUUGAAGAGGACACCGGUGAAAAAUAUUGGAAAUUCAAUCAUGAAUAUUGGAAAGAAAGAGAACGUGUCGGUAGAGAAAAGAUUCAAGGCAUUGGAGAUUCUAAAUGGAAUAUUGAUGAUGAUGAUAUUUUUUAG